UCUGUCAGGAAGCAAGAAUAAGCGAUUUUCGUUUUCUUCGUUUUCUUUCUACUUUUUUUUGGGUCGCUUGGUUUGUCGUUUGUUAAACUAUAAGGACGUGAUGAGCAAUACGAGUUUCAAAUUCCUUGUUGUUGGAGAUACGGGGGUAGGAAAGACCUCGAUAAUAGACUGCUUCUAUGGGAAGGAGAUCCAGCCCAUUCACAUUCAGACGUAUGUGCUGAGCGUCGAUUAUUGCACCUUCGACAUUUCUUCAAAGACAAUUGGUGUCUACAUAUGCGACCUGCCCGGAAGUGAGCGUUUUCGGCCGAUAGUAAGGUGCUUCUACCCAGGAGCGGCGGCCAUCUUGCUCGUGUUCGACCUCAUUAACCGACACACGUUCAACAACCUCCCCCAGUGGGUGAGGGAGAUACGAGAGGGUCUUCUUUUGCACGGCGCCGUCGUCCUCAUCGGGAACAAGAGUGACCUCAAGAAUGCCCGAGCGGUGUCCAGGACAGAGGCGCAGUUCUUCGCCGACAGCCUUAACUUGCUUUACUUCGAGGUUUCGGCCGCUCUCGAUCUCAACGUCGACCUGGCGUUCGACGUCGCCGCUGAGUUGGUACACGAUCGGGUCGAGGAAAGAGAUGGAACGGCGCCGGACGAGAAGGUACAGCCUUCUUGUGACGAGGGGUAGGAAGAACGCUUGAGUCUCAAGAAACAAGUGUAAUCCUAUUACUGGAUGAUGUGUGGAGUGAUUGUAUAUGUAUUUCUUUUUUUCGUUUUAUUGGUAUUCUUUUUGUUGUUCUCUGAGAGGUGGAAUUUUAAACUUAUUAUUUUCCUUGUUUGGCUAUCUUCUUCCAAAACGUCGGUGUGUUGUACCUAUUACUAUUAAAAUAUAUAAACUGAAGACGUAAAUUCGAAAAAGGUUUAACAUUACUGAUACAACCGAUGGGCCAGAUGUUUUUUUUUCUCUCUCUCUCCUAUCUUUUACGCAAAGGAAAGGAAUGUUACCCCCGCGGUCUCUAGGAAGGGUGAUUACUUUUUAUACCGUGUACUUGCUUCGGAGUGAGAAGGUAGACAAUAUAUAAUGGAACCUUUUUUGCUUUAAUUAUUUAUGAGUAUGGCAUACCUACAGCAGUGUUAUAGCGUGCGUGAUAUUUCUAAUGGACGCAAUGCUGAAGUUAUAGUGUAUAUGGUAAUGCAGUUCAUAUUUUGAUACUGUUUGUGAUAUAUUACAGCUGCCUUUUUAUACGACAUACUAGAGUUUUUUAAUUUCAAAUUCGAGAUUAUAUGGGAGUAUUUGGUAAAAAAAAAAAAUAUCUUGAUACUGUGCAAAUACAGCAUACUAUGAAUAAAUGGUUCCUGACGAA
Penaeus chinensis is the source of this 1346-nucleotide messenger RNA. RefSeq names its product ras-related protein Rab-2A-like. Gene Ontology annotation, molecular function: GTPase activity; GTP binding. The record is from RefSeq and is a predicted model, not a curated record. Bases 101 to 670 code for a protein of 189 amino acids. Lineage: Eukaryota; Metazoa; Arthropoda; Malacostraca; Decapoda; Penaeidae. The transcript is spliced from 4 exons.